AUGAAUUGGAGGAUGAAUUCGAAGAACGCCAAGGCUCUUCAUGCAAUCCAAAUCUCUUGCAGGAAUGAUGUACUCGGUUUUAUCCGUGGCAUUAGGUUGGCCAAGGAUGCGUGGGAGACUUUGGCAAAACGGUUGAAGCCUAACAACACAGAUAUCGAGGGCAUGGCGGCCACACUAGUCCCUAGUUUAGUGAUUGAUCUUAAAGCUCUUGACCAAGACAACUACGAGCACUGGAGCUUUUGGGUGAGAAAAUACUUGCUGGCUGAAGAUUUGUGGGACGUUGUCCAAGGCACAAGUGAACCUCCAGAACUAGAAGACGGGGAAGCUGAAUACAUGGCUUGGCGGAAAAAUAAUGCCAGGGCAUUGCAUGUUAUCACCAUAUUUUCCGGGCAGGAUGCUCGGUCUUGUAUUAGUGACAGUGAGAUGGCGAAAGAUGCCUGGAAUACUUUGGCAGAAAAGUUCAAUCCUCCUCAAAGUUUUAAAACUCCAGGAAUUGAUAGUUUAUAUCAAAUGAAAUUGCUCCAUGUCCGGACCAUCAAAAUUUUGGAUCAAAUGUGCAAAGCAUUAGAGAAUUUCAACUACAAUUUCGACAACAAGCAAGGUCGUAAAUUUGCUGAAAAAGCACUCUUCCAAGCAGUAGAACGAGGACAUUUUCUAUUCGUACAAAAAUUGAUACGCCUGCAGCUUGAUAAAAGCUGGUGCCUUGCCAUCACUAAUGAACAUGACAAGACCUUGUUUCAAUUUGCUGCUGAGCAUCGUCAAGACCAAAUAUUUGACCUGAUAUGUUCUCAUUGGUUUACUGCAACAGAAAGAAAAGAAAUUAUAAGUAGAAAAGAUAAGUUUGGGAAUAACAUGCUACAUGUGGUAGGGAAGUUGUCCCCAUUAACACAGAUUGCUCAUAUUCGAGGUGCAGCUUUGCAAAUGCAGUACGAACUACAAUGGUUCAAGAAGGUGGAGAGCAUGGCAAGUCCCAAAGAUCAUAAUUGUGUAAAUUCUGAUGGUCUCACACCCCGUGAGGUAUUUACUAUAAACCACAAAGAUCUGGUGAAGGAAGCAGAAUUGUCAAUGAAAGAAACUGCAACUUCUUCUUCGGCACUUGUAGCUGCUCUUAUCAUUACCAUUAUGUUCGCAGCAGUAGUGACAGUUCCUGGUGGAAUUAAUGGAGAAACUAGUAUUCCCAUAUACUUCAACACCGAUGCAUUCAAGAUUUUUAUAAUUGCAGAUGUUAUAUCCCUAUGCUCUUCUGCAACUUCAGUAAUGGUGUUCUUGGGGAUCCACACUUCACGUUUUGCUGAAGAAGAUUUUCUCACAUCCUUACCAACAAAAUUGAUAAUUGGCUUUUUAUCCCUUUUUCUAUCUAUCGGGUCCAUGAUGGUUGCCUUUGCUUCUGCCGUUUUCAUUAUGCUCCCUGGAAAACCAUCAAUUGUGUUUCCAUCUAUUGUACUCGCUGGUGUUCCAAUUGCUUCAUUCCUAUGGAUGCAAUUUCCAUUCUUUCUUGAGAUCAUUAUAUAUACUUAUGGAUCGAGUUUUCGCCCAAUGUACUGGAGGCUUGAGCGGUGGGCUUGGAGGAUUUAUUACAGGAGGUUUUAA
Messenger RNA from Fragaria vesca subsp. vesca, 1590 nucleotides. RefSeq lists its product as uncharacterized. The record is from RefSeq and is a predicted model, not a curated record. Bases 1 to 1590 code for a protein of 529 amino acids. The transcript is spliced from 4 exons. Lineage: Eukaryota; Viridiplantae; Streptophyta; Magnoliopsida; Rosales; Rosaceae.